Messenger RNA from Lepisosteus oculatus (spotted gar), 1037 nucleotides. Lineage: Eukaryota; Metazoa; Chordata; Actinopteri; Semionotiformes; Lepisosteidae. The record is from RefSeq and is a predicted model, not a curated record.
UCCUUCAUCUGCCGAGUCGGAAGGUGAAUGUUUUUACUCGUCGUUUUAGUCUGGCGAGGGACAGCGUGAUCAUUUUGUAUUUUAUUUUCAGCCGAAUGCACAACGCUUCGGGGAGGCUUAAGACUAAAUACGACACGACGCGAGGGGCAAUAUGUUCACUAACGCAACAAUUCCGGAGGUGUCGACUGCCACAUUUUACCACUGCUAGCUUCCUCGCACAGUGCGCAAGUUGCGCAAUACACGAACUCCGGAGAGAUGGGGUAUUGAUCUUUCUAAUUCUCUUCUCUUCCCGUAUUGCUGCUAUUUUUAAAUAAACUAUUCGUGCAAUGUUCCCCUAUUUUAAACGAAAUAUCCUCGAACUCUCUGGGUGCCCGGGAAGACAGUGGAAAACGCAGUGCUCUUCGGGCAAAAGGAUAUAUCUUUGAAGCCAAGCAUCCUGACGUUCUGAAAUACAUCUGCGCUUCUCGUUUUUGGCAAGCCCGACAGGCCCAGCCCCAGUUGCCAUGGAGACGAGCUCCCUGGCGCGCCAGGUGGAGAGUGUGGAGAGGAACAUCGUCUUUCUGAGGCAGGAGCAGCUGGCCCUGCUACACGGCCUGCACCUGGAAAUCCUGUCUCUGCAGAAGCGCUGUACAGAGCUGACCUGUGAAGUGAAUGUGAAGCCUCCUGGAAGAACUCAAGCAGACUUGGAGGAGGAAGAGGAGCUGUUGAUGGAGAGAUGCCGGCAGGCGGAGAUCCGUCUCAAUGAGCAGCAGCACAGCUUGGGGGAGCUGCGCAAGGAACUGAGCCACAAGGGGGCGCUGGUGGAGGCGCUGCGGGCCAGCCUGAAAGACAAGGAGCGACGCUUCCUGGAGGAGCUGAAGCACAGGAGCCAUAGGAUCACCGUGCUGAACACCGAGCUCCAGAAACAGACGGAGGCCGCGGCCUACCUCUCCUUCCAGCUGCACGCCGCUCGGCAGAAACUGCACCAGCAGCACCGCCAUGGGUGGUGGGACGUGGCAAACGGACAGGCUAAGUGUCAUUUGUGGAUGAAGUGCUGA